Medicago truncatula (barrel medic) is the source of this 1918-nucleotide messenger RNA. RefSeq names its product pectinesterase/pectinesterase inhibitor PPE8B. Bases 79 to 1635 code for a protein of 518 amino acids. The record is from RefSeq and is a predicted model, not a curated record. The transcript is spliced from 3 exons. Gene Ontology annotation, molecular function: pectinesterase activity; enzyme inhibitor activity. Lineage: Eukaryota; Viridiplantae; Streptophyta; Magnoliopsida; Fabales; Fabaceae. Gene Ontology annotation, biological process: cell wall modification.
GCCUCUUAACAAAAUAAAAACCAUAGAAUUAGUGACACUUACUUACUCAUCGUGUCUAUUAUAUUUCAAAGUUCUAAAAUGGAACUAUGUUCCUCAAAACAGCCAUCCACAACAACACUCUCAAUAACUACAUUCAUCUUCUUCUUCCUCCUCCUCCUCUCACUCCCACACUCCACUUUUGCUUCUUCUCCCAAUGACUUUGUUGGUUCAUCCCUCAGAGUUUCUACCGCCAAAUUUGCCAACUCUGCUGAAGAAGUUAUCACCGUUUUACAAAAAGUCAUCUCUAUUUUAUCACGCUUCACUAAUGUCUUUGGUCACUCUCGCACCUCAAACGCCGUUUCGGAUUGCCUCGAUUUACUUGACAUGUCCUUAGACCAACUUAACCAGUCCAUUUCCGCUGCUCAAAAGCCCAAAGAGAAGGAUAACAGCACAGGAAAACUAAACUGUGAUCUAAGGACAUGGCUGAGUGCUGUUCUUGUGUAUCCAGACACAUGUAUAGAAGGAUUAGAAGGUUCAAUUGUAAAGGGUCUUAUAUCCUCUGGUCUCGAUCAUGUAAUGUCCUUGGUGGCGAAUCUUCUUGGUGAAGUAGUUUCCGGCAAUGAUGAUCAACUCGCAACCAACAAGGAUCGAUUUCCUUCGUGGAUCAGAGAUGAGGACACAAAGUUGUUGCAGGCAAAUGGUGUGACGGCUGAUGCUGUUGUGGCUGCUGAUGGAAGUGGAGACUACGCUAAGGUGAUGGAUGCCGUAUCGGCAGCACCUGAAAGCAGCAUGAAAAGAUAUGUAAUAUAUGUGAAAAAAGGUGUUUAUGUUGAAAAUGUUGAGAUUAAGAAGAAGAAAUGGAAUAUCAUGUUGAUUGGUGAAGGCAUGGAUGCUACUAUCAUCUCCGGCAGUCGGAAUUAUGUGGACGGUUCGACAACUUUCCGGUCAGCUACCUUUGCUGUAAGUGGUAGAGGGUUCAUAGCACGCGACAUUUCAUUUCAGAACACCGCAGGUGCCGAGAAGCACCAAGCAGUGGCGUUAAGAUCAGACUCUGACCUCUCAGUAUUUUAUCGGUGUGGGAUAUUCGGUUAUCAAGAUAGCCUAUAUACUCACACCAUGCGUCAGUUCUACCGUGAAUGCAAAAUUAGUGGUACUGUGGAUUUCAUCUUUGGAGACGCCACGGCUGUGUUCCAAAACUGUCAAAUACUAGCCAAGAAAGGGAUGCCUAAACAAAAGAACACUGUUACUGCUCAAGGACGAAAAGACCCGAACCAACCAACUGGUUUCUCCUUCCAAUUUUGCAACAUUUCCGCAGAUUCUGACCUUCUACCAUCGGUCACAACCAUCCCAACAUACCUUGGUAGACCCUGGAAGACUUAUUCGCGAACAAUUUUUAUGCAAUCCUACAUGAGUGACGCAAUAAGGCCAGAAGGGUGGUUAGAGUGGAACGGUAAUUUUGCUUUGAACACAUUGUACUACGCUGAAUACAUGAACUCUGGACCGGGUGCCGGGGUAGCUAACCGGGUGAAAUGGUCAGGAUACCAUGUAUUGAAUGAUUCGAGUGAGGCUACUAAAUUCACUGUGGCUCAAUUUAUUGAGGGGAAUCUUUGGUUACCUUCCACCGGUGUAACUUACACUUCUGGUUUGAAAGUGUAAAGUAAAUUUAACUUGACAAAUUAAUUCAUGUAUGUCUAAAUAUAAUAUUGUAUUUAGUGAUUAAAAGAGUUGUUGUAAUUCACAACGGUUCUUGGUAUUGUAUCAAAGAAAAAGUAUGUAAAAGCAAAAGGACACGGGUUACUGUUAACCCCAGUUAAUUAGCACUUGAUUAUUGGAUGUUUUCAGUUCACAUUCAAAAGAGCCAACUCUGUGCAACAAGAGGGACACAUUCACAUUCAAGUUUAUUCUAAGUACUUGGCAAAAAUUUGAGCAUGAUCUUCAA